AUGGCCGAGAUACUUGAGGAGAGUAGCACCAUGGAAAGAAAGUUUUCCAAGGAUGUGGGGAGUAAAGCCUCAAAAACUUUACAAACCAAACCACCUUGGAAAAGUAGAGUGGAAGGGGAUGUUUCUAAAUCUAAGCCAUAUGAGGUGAAGAAAUUUUCUAGAGAAGAAGUCCAAGAAAGAAUCAAGAAGGGGUUAUGCUUCAAGUGUGGUGACAAGUGGAGCAAGGAGCAUUCUUGUAAGUCGGGUAAGGCUUAUGUUAUGAUUGAAGAUGAUGAAAAUAAAAAAUCUUCAAGUCAUGAAUCCGAGAAUGAUGAGGCCGAACCUAGUGAGGAUGAUGAGGAUGCCGAGUUGUCCCUUAAUGCUAUGUUCGGUGUGCAAAGGCCCACUUCUAUGAGGGUCAUGGCAUGGAUAGAGAAAUUUGAGGUUACUUUAUUGGUUGAUAGUGGCUCAACCCACAACUUCAUCAAUUCCAACAUUGUCACCAAGGUUAGAUUGAAACCGAGCACUAUUGAGCCAUUUGAGGUAAAAGUUGCCAAUGGAGACAAGCUUAGAUGUGAAGGGCUUGUAAGAGAGGUCAAGCUGAAUGUCCAAGGAGUGAGGAUUGUGGCGGACUUGCAUGUGUUAUCCCUUGUGGGUCUUGAUGUCGUUUUGGGCAAUGCUUGGCUCAAAGGCAUUGGCAAAGUGGUGAAUGAUUAUGACAAGAUGACUAUGGAAUUUCGGAUUGGGUCUAAGAAGAAAUUAUGGACAGCUUUGACAUCCAAGGAAGUGAAGUCUUGUGAGGCCAUGAUGUUUGAGAGGUUAUGCAAGGGUGGAGCUAGUUGCUUUGCCAUUAUUCUAGCCAAGCAAGAGACACUUUUUGAAGUUGAAAAGGGUGAAGAAGGGGGCAAAAAGGAAGACUUGUCCUUGCUGCCCAUGGAGGUACAAGAGGUCUUGAGAGACCAUUGGAGGGUCCUAGAGGUGCCAAUUACCUUACCACCCACUAGGCCUUUUGAUCAUUGCAUUGCCUUGGUAGAUGAGAGUAAACUGGUUAAUGUUCCUCCAUACCGGGCCUUGAAUGAAGCUACCAUCAAGGAUAGGUUUCCCAUAUCUACCGUUGAUGAGAUGUUGGAUGAAUUGCAUGGGGCGAGUAUAUUCUCAAAGCUAGAUUUGAGAGCGGGUUACCAUCAAAUCCGCAUGAGGGAGGGAGAUGUACACAAAACGGCUUUUAGAACCCACAAUGGCCAUUUUGAGUAUCUUGUUAUGCCAUUUGGGUUGUGCAAUGCUCCCUCAACUUUUCAAGCUGCCAUGAACACUAUCUUCAAGCCAUUGUUGAGGAAAUUUGUUUUGGUUUUCUUUGAUAACAUAUUGGUGUAUUCCAAGACCGUAGAAGAUCACAAGCUACACUUGAAGAUUGUGAUGAAGAUCCUUGAAGAACAUCAUUUUUUCAUUAAGGCAUCCAAAUGCACCUUCAUGGAAAAAGAGCAUGAGUACUUGGGACACUUUAUUUCGGGAGAAGGAGUGAAGGUUGAUCAAAGAAAGAUAGAAGUUAUGGUGGAUUGGCCACUACCCAUGGAUGUUUCGGCCUUAAGGGGAUUUUUGGGUUUGACCGGUUACUAUAGAAGGUUUGUCAAGCAUUAUGGCUUGAUUGCUAAACCUCUCACUUCUUUGUUAAAAAAUGAUAAUUUUGAGUGGACUCAAGAAGCUAGAGAAGCUUUUGAAGAGUUGAAGAGGGCAAUUGACUACUACGCCCGUGUUGGCUUUGCCCAACUUUGA
This is a messenger RNA of Juglans microcarpa x Juglans regia, 1752 nucleotides long. RefSeq lists its product as uncharacterized. The coding region runs from base 1 to 1752 and encodes 583 amino acids. Lineage: Eukaryota; Viridiplantae; Streptophyta; Magnoliopsida; Fagales; Juglandaceae. The transcript has 2 exons. Gene Ontology annotation, molecular function: aspartic-type endopeptidase activity. Gene Ontology annotation, biological process: proteolysis. The record is from RefSeq and is a predicted model, not a curated record.